UGAAAGAUGUCGUUCGUAAGAGGAGCAAUGAUAACUGCGUCAAAGUCAAAAGUACUGAGCCUUGCGAGGGCGUCUUCCCUUGUGAAUAACGUCACUGUGGGACAGUUGCACCGUCCUCCUCUAUGCCGCCCGCCACUUUACACAGCUGGGUUGCAGAGCUUCAGCAGCGCCUCUGUCCAGGAGAAGCCAGCGGUGCCAGGUUCCUCUGAAGAUAGUGUAGUCCUCACUGACUCAUGUGUGAAGAGACUGGGGGAGAUCAUGGACAAGGGCCAGUACCUGAGAAUACAUGUGGAGGGAGGAGGCUGCUCAGGUUUCCAGUACAAGUUUUCUGUAGAUGGUAACAGGAAUGAAGAUGACAGAGUGUUUGAGCAAGGAGGAGUGGGCAUCAUUGUGGACCAGGACAGCCUGGAGUAUGUGAAAGGAUCCACGGUGGACUUCACCCAAGAGCUGAUCCGCUCUACCUUCCAAGUGCUCAAGAAUCCUCAAGCUGAUCAUGGCUGCUCCUGUGGGAGCUCCUUCUCUGUCAAACUAUAACUCUGCUUCCCUGCUUCACCAUCACAAUACAAUUUUAUACUCUGAGUUACCUGUUUGUUAGGUGUAAAUUUAAACUAAAUAUUUAUAAAAGAUUACAAUAUAAUGCAUUCCAAGCACCGUCAGAAUUUAGCAAUUUAUGGCACAGUGUCAACAAAAAUAGAUUAUAAUAUUUACAGAGAUAGGUUUGUUUUUAUAACAGAUUUAUUAUAUUGGAUUGCUUUUAAGAGUUUAGCUGCACCCCAUAAAUGAGUAACUCAGACUAUUGUAUCAGAUUAUCUUAUUAUUAUUAUUAUUAUAUUAUUAUAUUUUGAUUCAUUCGGCUCACUAAUAACUACAACAGUGUUACAGUCACAGUUACCUAAAAAAAAAGCUAUUAAGGUGUGAAAUUACUUGAACUGAGUGAAAGGCAGAGGUGCCCAUUAAUCAUUGUGCUGACUCGCCAUAGUGACAGUUAACAAUGCAUGAGAGAUGAGUUCACAGUAUUCAGCUGGAACUUGUAUUCGCUCCGCUGAGGUGUUUGAUUGAGCAAUCAGUGCUUUGUAUGUAAAAUAUGUAAAUAGGACAUACUGUAUCUAUGAAAAUAAAGAGCUAAGCUAUAUUAUAUUGUUGUCAUCUAAAAUAAAAUGGGGUGGAUUCCAGGUGUUUAUAUCUUCAGUGUGUCCAAAAAAGU
This is a messenger RNA of Scomber japonicus (chub mackerel), 1204 nucleotides long. It is a transcript of the gene isca2, whose product is annotated as iron-sulfur cluster assembly 2. The transcript is spliced from 4 exons. Gene Ontology annotation, molecular function: 2 iron, 2 sulfur cluster binding; 4 iron, 4 sulfur cluster binding; iron ion binding. The record is from RefSeq and is a predicted model, not a curated record. NCBI's taxonomy places the organism in Eukaryota, Metazoa, Chordata, Actinopteri, Scombriformes, Scombridae. Gene Ontology annotation, biological process: iron-sulfur cluster assembly. Bases 7 to 534 code for a protein of 175 amino acids. Gene Ontology annotation, cellular component: mitochondrion.